AUGGUGACAGGUGUGCGCCAUAACGAGCAGCCUGGUGACCUAGAGGCCGGAGAGGGAGCACACGUGACAGUCUGUCAAGAGGAUUUUUCCAAGGUUUCUGUUGAUGCAUAUCCCACGGUUCCCGCGCCCCAGCCAGCCCUCACAGGUUCCCGCGCCCCAGCCGGCUCCACAGGUUCCCGCGCCCCAGCCGGCUCCACAGGUUCCCGCGCCCCAGCCGGCUCCACAGGUUCCCGCGCCCCAGCCGGCUCCACAGGUUCCCGCGCCCCAGCCGGCUCCACAGGUUCCCGUGCCCCAGCCGGCUACACAGGUUCUCGCGCCCCAGCUGGCUUUACAGGUCCCCGCACCUCAGCAGAAGCGUCCGGCCCGCUCCUGGUCCUCGGGACCGUCCCUCUGGUCAACGUCCUGCAGCUGGAGUCUCGCAUCAGGGAGGGGGUCUCUUCUAGUCCCGCUCCCCGGCGGCAGUUUAUUCAUUAUUACACACACCUGCCACCAUUAUUACGCGCACCUGUGCCUCAGGAGACUCACCCGGACUCCAUCACCUUCCUGAUUACCUCCCCUAUAUCUGUCACUCCCUUUGGUUCAUUCCCCAGGCGUUAUUGACUCUGUUUUAUGUCUGUACGCUACUCGUGUUGCAUUCCAUGUGCCGUUAU
Messenger RNA from Oncorhynchus nerka (sockeye salmon), 650 nucleotides. RefSeq lists its product as uncharacterized. Bases 1 to 600 code for a protein of 199 amino acids. The transcript is spliced from 2 exons. NCBI's taxonomy places the organism in Eukaryota, Metazoa, Chordata, Actinopteri, Salmoniformes, Salmonidae. The record is from RefSeq and is a predicted model, not a curated record.